GGGUACGUUGAGCUAGGUGCAUGGUUUCCGGUCGCCGCGGUGCAUUGUGGUAGAGAAGUCGUUGAGAGUUUGUGCUUCGCGCCUGAGCCCCGCAAACGAGUCGCCAUGUCUCACACAAUUUUGCUUGUUCAACCUACCAAACGACCAGAAGGCAGGACUUAUGCGGAUUAUGAAUCUGUGAAUGAGUGUAUGGAAGGAGUCUGUAAAAUGUAUGAAGAACACCUGAAGAGAAUGAAUCCUAACAGCCCUUCAAUCACAUAUGAUAUUAGCCAGUUAUUUGAUUUCAUUGAUGAUUUGGCUGACCUCAGCUGUCUUGUUUAUCGUGCUGAUACUCAGACAUACCAGCCCUACAAUAAAGACUGGAUAAAGGAGAAGAUCUACGUCCUUCUCCGCAGACAAGCUCAGCAAGCAAGCAAAUAAUGAGACAGCAUGGUUAACAGGGCUUUAAGGGAGGGUUUAGACAACAGGUCUGUACAGCAUUCUGUAGUGAAAGUUUUGUAUUGUAGUCCUCCUGUUCAUUCUUGUUAGUCCGUAUAUGGGACUGAGUCUGUUAGAAUUUCAAGGGAUUUAUUCAGUUCAAAUUUUUUUAAAAAGGAAAGGAAAUGCCUUCUGUGAGUGUUUAGUUUAAUUUUUCUCUUUGCUUAGACAAUUUGUUUUUGUUCAACACCCCCAGGAUUGCUCACAUCUGCUUCACCAGUUAUUGUGUGUAUCCCUCUCUGGUUUCUCCUCCCCACAAUGUUAUUACUUGGAAGCAGUAAGUCAUAGCAGAGAAUACAAUAAAUGCUCUUUAGUUA
Molecule: messenger RNA, 794 nt
Organism: Elgaria multicarinata webbii
Lineage: Eukaryota; Metazoa; Chordata; Lepidosauria; Squamata; Anguidae
Gene: ERH
Product: ERH mRNA splicing and mitosis factor
Exons: 4
Coding region: 106-420 (104 amino acids)
Source: RefSeq, a predicted model, not a curated record